AUGAAUACUCAUGGACUAGACCGAUACUUAGGAGUUCUUGAAGAUAAGAACAGUAAUGUCCUUAAAAAAGAAAUUAUGGGGAAAAAUUAUGAUGAGUGUUUGAAGGACAUUGAAGUUAAUGUUAAUGAAUCUGCAGGGUGGCUAGUUCAUGGAAACAACUCUGCAAGAACUGAAGGAAUGUGUUGUGUACUACAAGAUCAAAAUUUGUUUUUUGAUAACGGAGAAAAUAAAUGCAAUCAUUGCAACUCAGCAAAGAAGACUGUUGAUCACCUUGCUACCAGAUGUGGACGAAUGCUGAACAGCUCUUAUCUAAGACGGCAUAAUGAAGUUGUCAAAUGUCUACAUUUUCAUUUAUGCCGCCAAUACGGGAUAAGAAAAACGAAGAAAUUAAAAACUUAUUCAGUUCAAUCUGUUGUCGCCAAUGAAGUUGUGGAAAUUCGAGUGGACACAACUAUUUCUACGGAUACGGCUGUUUCAAACAAUAAACCAGAUAUUUUUGUCCAUGACAAGAUGAGGAAUACAAUUACACUCAUUGAAGUUGGGAUUACCUCACAAAAUUUCCUAAAGCAAGUUGAAGUGGAAAAGUUCCACAAAUAUGAUUUUUUGGCAAAUGAAUUAGGGGCGAUUCAUCGGGCUAAAGUGAAGAUAAUCCCUUUUGUACUUACUUGGGAUGGAAUUGUCUCAAGAAUCUUCAAAAGUCAUCUGGAUUCUAUCGCAGUGGAAGACAGAGUGGCGGCAUAUAUUCAAACACUCGGUUUAAGAAAAACAUUGGAGAGUAUGCAGGUGGAGACAAGACAUGGAAUAUCGGUUUCCGAAGAGGAGCAAGCAGUGAUUGAAUGUCAACCGAAGGAUAAUUCUGAAUCAGGAAUACGAGUGGACGAAGACCUCUAUGUACCGACUAUGAUAGUUGGGCAUAAGAGACGAAGAUCGUUCUAA
Octopus sinensis (East Asian common octopus) is the source of this 936-nucleotide messenger RNA. RefSeq lists its product as uncharacterized. Bases 1 to 936 code for a protein of 311 amino acids. The transcript is spliced from 2 exons. NCBI's taxonomy places the organism in Eukaryota, Metazoa, Mollusca, Cephalopoda, Octopoda, Octopodidae. The record is from RefSeq and is a predicted model, not a curated record.